This is a messenger RNA of Aricia agestis (brown argus), 762 nucleotides long. RefSeq names its product pro-resilin-like. The transcript is spliced from 6 exons. The record is from RefSeq and is a predicted model, not a curated record. Lineage: Eukaryota; Metazoa; Arthropoda; Insecta; Lepidoptera; Lycaenidae. The coding region runs from base 1 to 762 and encodes 253 amino acids.
AUGGCUGCUGCGGUGUGGGCCGAGCCACCCGGCAUAUCAAAAAGCUACCUUCCACCGAGUGCGAAUGGAUAUCCAAAAGGACCACAAGGCUUCCAAGGAUCCCAUCAGGGUCUACAAUCCCAGAAUCUCCAAUCCCAGGGAUUCCAAGGACCCCAGGGAUUAGCUGGUGCCCCUGAAGUGGUAGCUGCGAGGUCUUUUGCCCAAGGACGAGAGCAGACUCAUGGAAAUAAUCUUGCAAGAAAUAGCGUUCAUGAUUCGACCCACUCGGAAGGCUACGACAGUACUUUUGGAAGGAACGGAGAGGCCGCGGCGUACGAGUUCGGGUAUACCGUGGAUGGGGGCGCUGACGAUAUGGGGCGGUCAGGCUAUGAGGAGGGGCGGUCAGGCUAUGAGGAGGAGCGGUCAGGCUAUGAGCAGGGGCGGUCAGGGGGCCCUCAGUUCGGCCAUCACGAAGAGGGGCGGUCGGGAGAAGCGCGGGGGGCGUACCAUGUAGUGUUGCCUGAUGGGCCUCCGCUAGAAGACACUUCUACUGAAGGCACGUUACACGUAGGGCUGGUAGAAGUAUACACGGUGAAUUACGAGGCAGACGAGAGAGGCUUCAAGCCGCAAAUUUCUUACCAAGACUCUGAAGAUUUCGCUCGCUCCGGCUAUGACAGCAACACGCGCAACCAAAAUGGCGCCCGCGGUAGGCAUGGCAACGAGCAUGGCCGCGAUCUCCAUGUCAACGGUAUCCAUGGCGACGCCCGCUCCAACGGCUACUGA